This is a messenger RNA of Miniopterus natalensis, 3799 nucleotides long. The record is from RefSeq and is a predicted model, not a curated record. Lineage: Eukaryota; Metazoa; Chordata; Mammalia; Chiroptera; Miniopteridae.
CCCUCCUGCCACUCCUCCGUGCGGGGUUUAGCGAGCCGCCGCCAGCCUUUCAGAUUUUAAUGAUUACUGUAGUUUGUCCGGGACGCCAAACGGGCAGGACCCACUCUGCGAAAUUGUGGAGUAUUGGACCGUGAUGAUAAGUCGCGGGGAAAUUGGCUCUCCUGCCUUUUAUGUAUUUCUUCAUAUUUUUCUAUUUCCUAUUCUGUCGUGUGCUGCCUGUUUUCCCAGCCAGUGGAAGAACUGUGAUCAGUUUAUUCUCUGUAGCCUUUCAAUCAUGUAUUACGCUGACCCGGUUUGACGUCUCUAGUAAUUUCAUCAGAAUGCGAGCUCCUUGGGAGCAGAGACCCCGUUGUUGAUUUCUUCCAGCAAUGCCACAGCCCCGUGCGUGUGCUGGCACAUAGAAUAUAUUAAACAACUAUUUAUUUGGCUCAUUAAAGUUUCCCUUUUAAACUGUCAUAUAAAAGCGAACAUCAAGGAGGGUUGAUGUUUUACAAAUAGGGUUGUAUCCCUCCUCCUGGUGGAAUUUCAAGUAGUGGCUGGGGUUUCACGGCGCUUCACAUCUUAGUUGCCGCCUACGUUGUUUCUAGGGCAAGUAGGUGAUUCCUAGAAUGAAUCUUUUCUUGCGGAUUAAUUUACCUCGAAGCCUAGAAGAAAGGAUAUUUCUCCUGAUGAGAAAUGCAAGUGGCAGUCAAGUAUCCUUCGUUUGUUGUAUGGUUACUGUGUUAGAGAAGGAACACAAGCAAUAUGGAUUAUUGCCUUUACAUUCUCUGGCAGUCAGCUUAGCUGCGUAUGUGCGUCUUACAAGAUACUAACCAAGAAGCGCAAAGGUGUGAUGAUAAUAUUGAUCGUCUUCAUUCACUUAUUUAAUGCUUUCUGUUUGGAGUCUCUUUUUCUUGAUGCUUAGAGAUGUCAUUAGAGAAGCUUCAUUAAAUUCUCAUUUCGAGAAAUUGAGUGUAUACUCAGCGUAUAUGGAAAUUACAUCCGUUUGCAUGGAUUCUUGUUUAAUUCUAACGAAGCUUUUACCUUCUCAUGUCUAUCAGGUUCAGUUCACUCCCUCUUCCCUCUGUCCUCAUGCUUUCACUCCACCCCCACCCCCGCCCGCCAGCUAAUGUAGUGAAAGUAUCCAUAAUUUAAAAAGGAGGAGCCCAAUCAUACUCAAAUUAUCUUCUUUUUCAGUGACAGCAGUUUUUACAUUAUUGAUAUAAAUGGUAAUUUUGAAAUAUGAGAGAGACCUUGGAAAUUUGCCAGUUGGCCAAAUGAAAUUUGAUUUACUUUAAUUAAAUAAAAUGUGCUUCCUCAAACAUUUAACACUAAAGUUUUCCAAUAUAAAUUUUUUUUCUCAUAAGAAACUGCCUUUUUUUGAAACUUUUACUUUUUGACCUAAUUUAAAUUUUGUGCUCAGUAUAAUCAGUGCUCUGAUGGUAGAAGUCUGCUAAUUUUCAUCUCUUUAGUACAUUCUUUUCUUUCCUGUUGGAUAACUAAUUUUCAGAAGUUUCUGGCCUAACCCAUGUGCACUAAUAUUCAGUUACGUAAUUAAAGAAGCAUGUUUGUAAACUUUAAAACUAUUUUAAUGAUUAUUGUCUGAAACUAAAAUUUAGCAUGAAUGAGAGAUAAAACAAUGAUUUUUACUACCUUAUACAAACACAAUAUUAGCAGCAGUCAUUGUGUAGCACUGGACUGGGAAUCAGGAGACCUGGUUUCCAAUCCCACCUCGUGCUUAACAAGCUGUGUGAUCUUGGAAGCUUAAGUGAAAAUGGUACGUGCAACAAGGAGAAAUUCUAAAACUCAGGAGCCUGCGCAGAAAUCGCGAGUCGACUGGAGGCGGACUAGAAGGAGCUGUGCCUCACAGCUGCUAGACAGCGACGACGACCUCGGUAGCGAGGACCUCGACAGCGACGGAGAGCGCGACAGCGAUGAAAGUGCGGACAGUGAGGAGGAGCUUGCGGGUAACGCGGGGCUCGACAGCCAUCAAAAGCCCGAAGAGGAAGGAACGCCUGAGCUAAUUACAGCGGAGCCGGGAGGAAACACCUGCGCGCCCCUCCAGCGGGCCCAGCGGAGGCGCGGGCGCGGCGGCGCUCAGGACUCUGAAAGGGAAUCCUGCCCGAGCAGUGAGGAAGAGGAGGAAGAUGAUGACGACGAGGAGGAGGCCGGCUCCGAGGCCGGCGGGGAGGACUACCUUCUUGACGACUUCGUGGUGGGCGACGAGGAGGGCGACGAGGAGGGCGACGGCGACGGCGACGGCGGGAGCGCAGGCGGGCGAGGAGAGCGGGCGGCCGCGUCGCAGAUGAAGUUAGUGAAACAGAAUUCGCUCUAUUCUUUUAGUGAUCACUACACUCACUUUGAAAGAGUUGUGAAGGCUCUUCUGAUCAAUGCUUUAGAUGAAUCAUUUCUGGAAACAUUGUAUGAUCACACCAGGCAAAAAUCAUAUGCACAGCAAAUGUUGACAUCUCUUCAGUAUUUGGAUGACUGCUUUGUUCAGCCUCGCCUAGAGAGCUUAUCCUCUAGAAGUCGUUGGAAAGCACAGUAUAAGGAGCGGGUAGAAAAUUAUUCUAAUGUGAGUAUUCAUAUGAAGAAUGCUAAAGACUGUUCCUGCCAGGCUUGCGGGUUGCAUCGCCACUGUAAAUUUUUAGUGAACUUGUCAGGGGAGCUGUAUGACACCAGGACUAUGGAAAUAGAUGAUUUCAUGUCACAUGAUAAACAGGUAUUUUUUGUUGGCAGAAUUUGUGCUAACCGUACCAGAGUUUAUCAUAAUCUGAAGCAUUUUAAAUUCAAGCUAUACCAAGAAUGUUGCUCCAUGGCAAGGACAGAAAAAGUUGAGAAUGAACAAGUUAAAGAAACAGUGGAAAGAAUUUUCAGUGAGUCAAAAGAAAAUGGCUGGAUUGACAAGAAAUAUGAUCUACUUCAAAAAUAUCUCAAUGAUGCGGAUUACUUUCAAGAUGAGAAGUUUGACUUGUAACACCUUUCCUUCAGAGAAGAUUUUUGAAAUUUAUGCAGAUGUGAAGAUCAUGAAUCUUAUUUCUCUGUAUCAUGUGACAUUUAUAUAUUUUAUGAAUAUCUUCAUGGCAAAGUAUCUUUUUUAAAACAUGUUCAUCUUGAUUCCCAUGAAGUGGCAUUCUAUAGUCUAAUAAAACUUUCAUCUGCUGUACUUAGAAAACAUAAGCUUAAUCAUUUUUAAGUGUAUUUUGAGUUAUGUAACAAUACUUUUUAACAUGAUUAUCAAGUGAAUAAGUGUUCAUGUCCUGUCAGUUUAAUAGAAAAAUACUGUAUUUUUAAAAUGUACUUAGACCCACAUUGUCAUGUAUGUAUUGCAGAAUCCCUGCCCAGAUCUGUUGUUUAUCCUAUUUUCACUAAUAUAUUUUUUACUACUAUCAUGUAAAUCAGUGGGCCAUGGAAGAAACCUCAACGUUUCUUUCACUUCAGUCCCCUUGCCUCAGAAUCAGACUAUAGUUUACCCAUUCCAAGUAGAGGAGUGCUUUUUCUUUUUUCUAAAGUUUCCCCUAGAAAUUUCAGGCCUCCAGAGUUUAACCCUCAUAUUCAGGAAUCAUUUUAUAUGUAUUUUCAUGCUUCACAGUGUUUUCUUUUUUCUGUUUAAUUUUGUCUGUGUGUUAAUGAUUAAGAUAUAUUUUAUUUUUAUCCAUAAUUUUCGCAUACAAGUAUUUAUGUUAGAAUCAGAAGAUUUCAGAGAGAUAGCUUCAGCCAAAAAUAGUUUAAAAGCAUAUUUUGGCAUCUGCAUUGUUUUGCACAUCUAAAUUUUCCCAUAAUAUAAUAAAAGUAAAAUGGUUUCAGAUGAACAAAUGGA